UCCGCAAACGAAAACAACAAUAAUGAGGAACUCGCUCGAUACCGAAUUAUUGAACGACUAAACAUGUUUUCAAAGCACACAACCCUUUACUUACGAAUCUCAGAAGCAAAGAACUUGCUGUCGAAAGACCUAAAUGGCAAAAGUGAUCCUUAUUGUGUGUUAAAAGUUGAUAAUGAAGUCAUAGCCAGGACAGUGACGGUAUACAAGAGCUUGGAGCCUCUGUGGGGGGAGGAAUUCACCCUUCACAUGCCCUGUGGCUUCCGUGACCUUGCAAUCUACGUCUACGAUGAGGACAGAGUCAGUGGCGAUGACAUCAUCGGCACAAUCUCCAUCACGAAGCAGAUGAUCCACGAGCAGAAGACGUCUAACGGACUAGAAAGAUGGUUCCCCCUUCUGAAGGCGAACAAGGACCUGGAAAUUCAAGGGGAAAUACUCCUAGAAUACGGAAUACGAUCCUCCGAGAACAUGUCCAGCAGUCAUCUGGUUCUCACUGUGGUGGAGGGCAGAGACUUAGCUCCAAAAGACAAGACUGGUUACUCCGAUCCAUACAUCACCAUUGAAUGCCUUGACCAAAGUAAAACUACCUCAAGUCAGAAGAAGACUAGAUUCCCUGAAUGGCAUGAGACUUUCACCUUCCUGCUUCCGUCAGCAGAUGUUGACUUCACAGUUACGAUCACCGUCAUGGACAAAGAUCGUAUUCGCAGUGAUGACUUCAUGGGAAGGAUCCAUCUCCGAGCGGAUGACAUUCCCGAGGGCAGUACCACCAGGAAGUGGCACUCAGUAGCUCACAAAACCCUCACAGCAACCGAGAUACGCAGAUGCAGUAAAAUCGAUCGUGGGAAGUUGCGUCUGAAGCUGCAGCUGUUGGAGGAGCUGGUGCUGCCCUCGUCCUGCUACAACCCCAUCACAGAUCUACUGUUCCAGGCCAUUAAACUAGAGAACUACGACCUAGGCAUGUACAUAUGGCCGACUCUGGCCAAGAACAGGACUCUAGAACUCAGCGAGGUCGCGGGAUCACUCAUUCGGUUCUCACUGAGCCAUGAUGUAGUGGUCGACUUCCUCGACCGAGUGACGCGCAUGGAUGUGGAGGGCACAGCCAAUCCAAACACCCUGUUCAGAGGGAACACUCUAGCUACCAAGUCCAUGGACCAGUUUAUGAAGAUUGUAGGAAUGCCAUACCUCCAUCACACUCUGUCCAAUGAGAUUGACCGGAUCUUCAGUGAGAAGAAGGCUGUGGAACUGGACCCUCAUCGGGUCAACAGUGUCAGAAGACGACAUAGUAUUCACCGCGAGUCGGAGGAGAACAUCCUCCAGUCUAGUCAGGAGGUGCUGGAGGGCUACAUGGGGGACAUCAUGGAGCGCAUCAUCCACUCCGCCCGUGACUGCCCCCACAUCAUGAGGGUGGUGUUCCGCAACCUUCAGAUGACCGUCAGGAAGAAGUGGCCGGAGACGGAAUACGAGGACAUUCCGUACCUGGCUGUGAGCGGCUUCCUUUUCCUCCGGUUCUUUGCUCCGGCCAUCUUGUCCCCAAAGUUGUUUUCCCUCCACCCUGUACACGCCAACAGGAAGAUCAGUCGAACCCUCACCCUGCUGGCAAAGCUGACCCAGAGCAUGGGGAACCUGAACGUUCAGGGCAAGGAGGCAUGGCUGGAGCCCCUAGCACCACUUAUACAUAACUAUGUUGGCUGUGUCAGAGAGUUCAUUGACGACCUGGUCACAGUAUUUGAUUCUGACAAGAACCACCGAUGUUCAGGUCUGUCCCCAACCCACCAGAAGGAUGAAGUGAUACUGAGGCACGGGGUGCUACUGAAGUGCCGCUACAAGACCAAGUCCUGGCUGCGACCCCUUGUCUUCAAGAAGUGCAAUUUCUGGCUCACUCGAUCCACCUUAUCUUACACAAAGUCACAGUCAGAAGAGGCAAGGAAGGUGAUCCCCGUGUCCCAGGUGUGUGCGGUAGAGAAGCUGGACUAUGGAGCCCUAAGCAAGUCCAACAUGGGUCAGAUCCUCAUCCGCGACCCCGAGGACACCAACAACGUGGACUACGGCAUCCUCUACUUUCAGGCCAAGGAUGUGAAUGAGCUUACCUCCUGGAUGUCGGCCAUCAGGAAGACAUGCCAGUUUAACCAGUGCCGUGUUGAAGCCUACCAUCCCGGGGUGUAUAAGGGGGACAAGUGGAGCUGCUGUCACAGGCUAUUACCUACAGCCACUGGGUGCAGUCAGACGUAUCAUGGCGUGAUGCUGGGAGACUGGCAGGACCCUCUGGACCCAAGGCUGGAGACGCAGAUCAUCUUCUCACAACUCCUCAACAGCAGGGACAACCUCAGGAAGGAGCAGAUCGAGCUUCAGCUGGAAUUGACCAGACGGGGAGCAGAGGGCUCUGUGGGUUGUGUUACCAGCCAAGGUCAACCCAUAGACAAGAAGCUGAAAACUAUUGGUCAAAUCCUGGACGUCAUUGAACAGCUGACAAUGUCUCAUGAGACAUUCCGUGAAAUGCCUGAGCUCCAUCACUAGGAGUGUGGAGACACGUCCAGAUGAGUCUCGCCCCUGAAACAUGUCAAUAUAACAGCAGCAUUCCUGCACAACUGUGACAUACAUCAGACAUAUCAAAACAGGUUUUCAAUGCCAAGAAUACAAUUGUAUGUAUGAACAUGUCAAUAAUACUACUGUGAAACAUGAUCUGAUGAUAAUUGUAUCCAUGGCACAUGUCCCUCUAACAGUUGUAUUCCUGAUUCACCUCCCAGCAACAAUUGUAUUUCUAAUAUCUAUCAAAACAAUAGUUGUAUUCCUUUAAUGUCAAAACAUCACUGACACAAUGGCUCUAGUUAAAAAAGAUAUCAUAAAAACAAAUUGAGAAUGAAAUUGUCAAAGCGAUGUUACUCCUCAAUAUUACACAUAAAUGCCAAUGUCACUAGGGCAAUAGCAAUUUACCAAAGCUUCAUCACCAGGAAAUCUGUAAUUGACAAGAGUUUCUUCACAAGGACAAGCUCUGGUGAACUACAGCGUGUUCAACAGAACAAGUUCUGAUGGACCACAGCUUCAUUAAUAGAACAUGUUCAAGUGGACCACAGCUUCCUCCCCAUGGUCAAGCUCAGAAGGAAAACAGCUCCAUUACUAGGACAAGCUCAGAUGUACCAGUGCUUGAUGAAUAGAACAAGUUCUGAACGUAACAUAUGUUA
Messenger RNA from Haliotis rubra (blacklip abalone), 3176 nucleotides. Its product is annotated as rasGAP-activating-like protein 1. NCBI's taxonomy places the organism in Eukaryota, Metazoa, Mollusca, Gastropoda, Lepetellida, Haliotidae. The record is from RefSeq and is a predicted model, not a curated record. Gene Ontology annotation, biological process: intracellular signal transduction; regulation of GTPase activity.